UGUAACUAUUACAUUUUAGUUGUUGUUUGCAGACAUCAGGCGCGUUUUUAACGUGGUAGUUAUGUAACCAUAUGAUCAAAGUAAUAAUCAAUUAGCUAAAAUGAAUGAGCUACCAGAAAACCCAGAAGUUCUGUUAGAAGCAAUGCUUGAAACAGACACAGAUCACAUGUUUGAAGCUGUUGUAUUGCACCACUUGAAAAAACAUAUGCAGAACACAAUUAUCCCGGAAUUCUGCAAAAAAACUUCUCUUCCUUCCUUUUAUGAUGUCACAAAUGCCAUUGGAGGCCUGUACACUUCAGUAUUAUGGUUUUUGAAUUACGCCCGUGUCUGGCGUGAUUGUGAAACUUUAACAAGCAAAAUAAAGACAGUAGUAAAGUCAGCACUAAGGUGGCAUCUUCCCAAUCAUAUGAAAGACACCUUCACUAAAAUGUUCACUUAUGUUUUUCAGUACCACCUAUGGAGAGAUUCUGAAUACGAGAGUGAAAGUUUCACUGUGGAGUGGAAAGGAGAGAAAGAAACAUUGGUGGCUCAAGAUUUCAAUGACUUUGUUGGAAACUCUUUCUCACCAUUGGUAUCUACAUGGCUGGUUGAGUUAGAUUUGGUUGAUGUUUUAAGCAAUGAAUCAGCUCACGCCAUGCUAGAAGCAGAGAUAGAGAGAUAUGUUCUAAACACUUGUAAAGGAGAAUUUGAACAAAGCUGGAUGACACCUGAGGAUGGGGGUUUGUUACAGUGGCUGAAAUCAAAAGUGUUUCCUUUUCUGCUUGUUAUUUUUUACAAAAAUGUGGACAAAGCAAAAUGGAAUAAAACAUUAUGCUUCAUGCUGUAUGGAGCCUAUACUAAACUACGCAUUAGUGAGAUGCUAGAUAUAAUAACAGAUUAUCCAGAGAGUGUUCCUACGAUACAAGACCUCAAGCUCUGUCUGCAACAUACACGGCAAAGGCCACGGUUGAUUGACAGCCUAAAGAACGACAUUCGAAACCGUGUUUUGCACCCAGGUGUGAGCACACAGAACAUUAUCACAGUUUACAUAUCGGCGGUAAAAGCUUUGAGAGAACUUGAUUCAACUGGUGUGGUGAUGGAAAUGGUUCUUGAACCUUGUACUACCUACCUUACACAAAGAGAAGAUGCAGUCCGUAUGAUUAUGCAAGGGUUGCUAGGCGACGAAGGAACCAAUGACCUUGCAGCUGAGCUCGCUAACUCGCAGGAAACGGACCAAUCAAAAUGCUGGAAUGAGAGGGUGACAGAAAACCCUGAAGAUUGGAUCCCGGAUCCGAGAGAAGCCGAUCCUCACAAAGUUGACAAAUCAAGUCGUACCUCAGACAUAGUUACACUAUUUAUUGGAAUGUAUGGAAGUAAAGAGAAGUUCAUUUGGGAAUAUCAGAAACUGCUGAGUAAGCGAUUGAUGCAGACGUGGUACGACGAAAAGAGCGAGUCGACAGAAAUUCGAAAUCUUGAACUUUUAAAAAUGAGGUUUGGGGAAGAUGAUAUGAGCAAGUGUGCUGUGAUGCUUAAGGAUAUUGCUGACAGCAAACGUAUCAACAGUUUAGUGAAGGAGAAGCACACAAAGCAAGAUGACCAACAGUCAGACAUAGACGUACGUACCAUGAUUGUGUCUUCACAUUUCUGGCCAACUAUACCCUCCCAAACCAUGGAACCACCGGAGAAAAUCGCUGAAUUACUUCAGUUAUUUAAUAAAGGAUAUGAAGGGCUAAAGGCGUCACGUAGUUUAAAAUGGAUAAGUGGAGUCGGUAUGGUUGAGAUAGAAAUUGAACUGAACAAUAAAAAGUUAGAAUUCAAGGUUCCACCACUACAAGCUACAAUCAUCUCACAUUUUGAAGAAACAGAAACUUGGACACUUGCUGAAUUAAGUGACAAAAUAAAAGUUCCACCUACCGUGCUUCGAAGGAAAAUGUCUUUCUGGAUGCAACGUGGUGUGUUAAAACAAAGUUCCACGGACACAUACUCAACAACUGAGGGUUCCUCCGAUGCUCCUCUUCCCUCGGAUGUUGCUUCAUCUUCAUCUAUUACUGGAGGAUGCUUGGUUGCUUGUGAUGAGGAAGAAGAAGAAAAUUCAAACCAAAAUAUUGAGAAAGAAAAGAAAGAAAAAGAUAAUAAAAUGUUUUGGUUUUACAUCAAGGGAAUGCUCAAAAACUUCCAGUCUCUUCCUAUCGACAGAAUUCAUAAAAUGCUGAAAAUGUUCGCUGUCAAUGAUGCCAACAUGCAGAUUGAACUGCCCCAGUUAAAACAGAUCCUGAACGAAAAGGUCCAGCAAGGUUUACUUGUUUUGAAUGGCGGAAAGUUCAAGUUGUCUGAUGAUGCAAAGUGACAAAAAAAUCGAUUACCCCAACAUGAAAAGUUCAGCUUAUGUUCUCCUGGAGUCAGUAUGCCAAGAAUUUCCAGUUGCUAGUCGACUGUACUCCCAGGAAGGAAAAAUAUAGAGUUUCGUCUGUUUGUAUACCGUUUGUUUCGCGUAAAUUCGCUCCAUAGGUGAUUAACUAUACACAGCAGUUUAAACAAAACGUGGCUGUUGUGAUUGGCAAGUUUACAUUACAGAAUAAUUUGUCUUUGUUUUUUUGCGACAAGCCCAAACUUUAAUGUCUACUUUACCACACUGGGUGUCAAUAUAAUACUCCAAACCAAAGUACUUUUUCUAAAAUUGGAUAUAUUCAAUGGCCAGUGCCAAUAAAUACUUCUUACGGAAUCACAUAAUA
Messenger RNA from Ciona intestinalis (vase tunicate), 2711 nucleotides. Lineage: Eukaryota; Metazoa; Chordata; Ascidiacea; Phlebobranchia; Cionidae. The record is from RefSeq and is a predicted model, not a curated record.